Messenger RNA from Elaeis guineensis (African oil palm), 1228 nucleotides. RefSeq names its product F-box protein At5g49610. The record is from RefSeq and is a predicted model, not a curated record. Gene Ontology annotation, molecular function: protein binding. Lineage: Eukaryota; Viridiplantae; Streptophyta; Magnoliopsida; Arecales; Arecaceae.
AGAGAGGAAGAAAGAAGCCUCGUCUCUCUCAACAAGAAGAUGGUUCGCCGUGUUGCCAAACUGACGGACGAUCUCGUGGCCGAGAUCCUUUCUCACCUGCCGACCAAGUCCUUUUUCCGAUUCCAAUGUGUCUCCAAGUCCUGGUUCGCUCUUUCCUCGGAUCCCUGCUAUCACAACAAGUUCCCUCGUGCUCCAUGUGGCGUUUUCAUCAAUGUGCCCGUUGGACGCUUCGGGCCUCCUCACGGGGGAAGGAUUGGUGUCCAAUAUAUCAGCCUCUCAAACAAUGGUGAUGAUCUUGUCAUCGACACCGCCCUCAGUUUCUUGCGCAACAUACACAAUAUGGAGGUCAUCAGCUCCUGCAAUGGCCUCCUCCUUUGCCGCUCGUGGGUUCCACAAGGCGGCCGGGAGCUUCGAACCUUUUGCCGCUCGUGGGCUUAUGUCUGCAAUCCCGCCACUCGAGAGUGGGUUAUGGUCCCUAAAGGAAAUGAUAGAUACCGUUUCCAAUACCUAGCUUUGGGCUUCGAUCCUCGUAUCUCCCGCCACUACCAUGUCCUCCGCGUCGACUUCCAGGAGAUCCCUAGGUUUAUGAUCUUCUCGACUAAGACAAACGAGUGGGUCGUGAGCGAAGUCUCUGAUGCCAAAGAGUAUCACAAUCCACAAGCUACUUUCUUCCAUGAAAUUUUCUACGCUACCAAUGGUUUGAACCAAGUCUUGGGAAUUGAUCUAGAGGGAAGGGUUUGCCGUAGAAUUGAGCUGCCUGUAUCUGAUGGAAUAGAAUGUCUUGGACACUCGGGGGGUUAUUUGCAUUAUAUGCUGCAAGGCAAGGAUGAGAUAAAGGUCUGGAUGCUUACGGACUACUGUCAUGUUGAAUGGGUGUUGAAGCAUUGCAUUAGUAUCAGAGCUAUGUUACAGAAACAUGGGAUCCCUGAAACAAAAAGUAUUCGUAUCUUGGAAUUUCAUCCAAAUGUGGAUGUUGUUUUCCUUCUAAUAAAUCCAAAGAUCUUCUCAUAUCACCUAAGCGGUGGUAGAUUGGAAGAAGUUUAUAGCUUGCAUCAUUGGUACAGUCGAGGAUGUGUUGUUUAUUCACCCCGCUUAUUGAAGGGGUUUGGCAAUGAGGUUGCCUAAUGGGAUGGAUGAGGGGCAGGUUAUAUGCAUUAUUCUUGGCAAAAGAUCGUAACGUGUUAGAGGUUUGUAAAAUUUACUAUGUAUUGUCUUGUGUUUUCAGAUA